Messenger RNA from Dermacentor albipictus, 1952 nucleotides. NCBI's taxonomy places the organism in Eukaryota, Metazoa, Arthropoda, Arachnida, Ixodida, Ixodidae. The record is from RefSeq and is a predicted model, not a curated record.
AUCAGCGAUGCAGCUUACGAGGCAAACACCUACGUGGUCGCUGAUCCUAUGAACGCACGCGGCGUCAUAGAUGGAAUACGCGCGCCUCGAUCUCCGACGGAGAGCUGCAGAGUAUUGCGGAAGUAGAACGAGCGAAACUCCUGACAAUUAGCCGAAUAGGCUAGACCAACACCGUGAUGGUGACGGUGGAAGGCCCACGUACGUUUACCCAGAUCUGCCCUUAUUUGUCGCGUUGUCCAGCGCCUCUACCCAUUUCGACACAGAAGUUCGCUGUGCUCGCACUGCUUCACGCUCGGUCACGCCACCGACGUAUGCCCAAAUCGUUCGACGUAUUGCAUGUGCCAUCAAUGCAGUAGAACAUUUCCCAGUGCGCAAACGCAAAGCAUACCUCCGCCCCCCUCCCCCCAUGAGUGCCCCCCCUACUGCCAUAAUUGCGGCGGGGAACAUUCGCCGACUUCGAAAGACUGCCCAUCAAGAAAAGAAGCGGACCGCGCGGCGCGUUCGCGGGCAUCCAAGCACCGUAGCCGACGGAUACGCAACACGAAGCCCUUCCAGUAUACGUCAGAUUUCCCUGAAUUGCCACGGAGGACACACCGUCCCCGUCAACAGGAUACAAGAGUCACUAUAAGCUACAAGACGCAGACACUUCCAUCGCCACUUCCAACCGGUUUGCCGUGCUACGGAGCCGUGCUUCGCCAGACGAGUCACAGCCGGGGUCGCAGUCGCAGCCGCAACCGAAGCCGAAGUCGCAGUGCCAGCCAAACCAUCAGAAAAAAAAUCUCCAAAUGGAAGCCCGCCGCCUAAGGCCGCCAAGCGAUCUACCACUCCGGAGCUGAAACGUCCCAGAAAUGGCAAGAGCCAGCUAGCCUCUGAUAUCGCCUGUGGCCGCUUCACCACAGUGGCGUUGUGCACGCGCCGCUCCUUUUCUCCCUCGGGUGCACGCUGUCGACGACAACGGUCGUGCCGACGACGGUGCACGCCACCGUGACGGCCCACACCAUGGUGGACGGCGACGUGACGGGCUCGCGCGCGCGCACCAUCGAGUGGAACGAGUCGUACCCGCUGCUGUGCCUGGCGCUCGUCGUGCUCGCCGUGCUCGCCAUGCUGGUGUACAUGCUGAGCUCGGCGCGCCACCAGCAGCCCUCCCGGCCGGACGGGUCCGCGUACCAAGCGUGCCGCACCGAGGAGUGCCUGCGCUACGCGCGCCUCCUCAACGGCUCGACGGCGCACGACCCGUGCGACGACUUCUACCUGCAUGUCGUCUGCCACGGCGCCAUGGCGGCCGCGCAGAAGCACGCCUCCCUGCCGCCGCCGGCCGCCAGGGACGCGCCGGACCGAGUGUCCCUGCUGACGCCUCUGCUGGAGCAGACGAUCGCCAAGAACGUGCCCCGCGAGGGCGAGGCCCAGAGCGCCUUGCAGAAGGCAGCCGCCUACUUCGUCUCGUGCCACGAGUUCGCCGGCACCAACAUCAGCGCCGUCGGUCUCGAGCAGCUCAGGUCCUUGCUGGAUCGGGGCGGCUUCGCGUGGCCUCACCGGAGUGACGUGGCCGACGCCGGCGCCCUGUUCGCGCGACUGCUGGCUGCCUCCAACCACGUGGGCCUCCCCGCGCUCGUCAGCGUCGAGACCUCACCGCUUCGCCUGGCCCCCUCCGCGCUACUUGGGGAGCACACACUGCGGCUCAAGUUCAUGGGACGGUGGCGCUUUCGCGACUACUACCACCUGCUUGCCAGCAUGCUGGCCCGCCCCUCGAGCGACUCCAGUCGCGAGUCAUUCAGCGACUUCGAGGAGAUGCACAGCGUGGCCGACAAGCACCUCGAGCCUUAGCUCGAGGUCGGAGCGCCCGAGGGCCGGCGGGAGGAGGUGAUCACGUGGAACGGCACAGCGGACGACGCCGAACGGCGCCUGCCGGAGUCCUGGAAGCGAGCGUUGGCCGCCUACUUGCUCAGCACCGG